CCCUUCCCAACCAAAUUGAUUAACCUGCAUUUACUACUCACCACUCUCCAACCUUCCCUUCCCAUUAAUCAAAAUCAUUUAAUUCACCACCCUCCAUUUCUACCUCAACUUGAUUUCCAUUUAAAUCUAGCUUCUCCUGAGAGCCUCCAAUCCCCCCAAAAUGGAAGGCAUUUCCGCCACCGUCUACAAAGGAAUCAGACGCUACUGGCGCCGCAAGGGCUACCAGCGGAUCGACUCCGCCGGCCGGAACACCAAGCCGCGAGUCGUCGAGCUAGGCGGCGGCGGCUCGGCUCCUCCGAGGCGGAGGCCGUGGAGGAUUAAGCUGGCGCCGCCGCGGCUGAAGCUGAAGCUGCGAUUCUCGCCGAAGAAGCUGCUGCUGGGGCUGCGGGAUGCGUACAUGGGCAUGAUGAUGAGGAUCGCGAGCACGAGGAUGAUCGGGAGCGGAUUCUCCGGCGACGGAGUGAGCGGAUUCGGAAUGCGGCCGGCUAAGGAGUACGAUAGGAGGAUGGUUGUUGAGAUCUACAAAUCAAUUGUGGUGGCGCAGGGGCAAUUGGUACCCCGCGACGCAGCGUGGAUUCGCUCCGAAAUUACCUGCCCACGGUAAUUUUGUUUUUUUUUUUCAUUUUGUCCUCAGUGAAAACGUAAUUACCCGCCCACGGUAACUUUUUUUUUUCUUUUCUCAUUGUGUCCUCGGUGAAAACAUUCUGUGAGCUGUAGUGUUUAUGUAUCUAUUCCGAUUUAUCUUCAAAUCAAUAAAAAUCUCAACUUCAGUUCA
Messenger RNA from Salvia splendens (bonfire salvia), 775 nucleotides. RefSeq lists its product as uncharacterized. The record is from RefSeq and is a predicted model, not a curated record. NCBI's taxonomy places the organism in Eukaryota, Viridiplantae, Streptophyta, Magnoliopsida, Lamiales, Lamiaceae. Bases 161 to 604 code for a protein of 147 amino acids. The transcript has a single exon.